Stegodyphus dumicola is the source of this 846-nucleotide messenger RNA. RefSeq lists its product as uncharacterized. Lineage: Eukaryota; Metazoa; Arthropoda; Arachnida; Araneae; Eresidae. The record is from RefSeq and is a predicted model, not a curated record.
AUGCUGUUAGGAGCGGACACCGCAGCACAAUUGUUCACUGAAAGAACUGAACAUUUUGCGGGGGAUUACGUAGCUUUUGAGAUCAAACAUAACCGAGUUGUUUUUGGACUCACAUCAAGUCCGUUUCUGCUAGCCGAUACACUUAGUCACCUUUUGACUACAGUCCCAGAAAAGUUUGUAGAAACUUCUAAUAUUUUGAAGGAUUCAUUUUACCUCGAUAAUUCGUUAAUUAGCUUGAAUCAAGUAGCUGAAGCUGAAAAUUUCGUUCAAGAAGCAAGAUUGAUUUUGCCUUCAGGGCAUUUCAAUUUGAGAUGUUGGCGAUCAAAUUUUCGCAUUGACGUGAUCGAUGAGAUAGAGAAUAAGACGAAAGUUGUCCCAGUAUUAGGCUUAGUAUGGGAUUUAGAAAAAGAUUGUUUGAGUUGCAAAUUCGAAGAAACAUUUAACUUGAGGGAACCUAUUACCAAAAGAAAAGUUUUGUCAAUUACCCAGAAAAUUUUUGAUCCCAUUGGCUUUACUGCACCGAUAACUGCAAUUCCUAAACUAAUUUUGCAAGAAACCUGGAACCAGAAGAUUAAGUGGGAUGAAGAGCUUCCUCUUCACCUAAGUGAGCAGUUUGGGACUUGGUUGAACCAAUUGCCUCUGCUAUCUCAGAUUGAAAUUCCUCGUUGGUUAAAUAUUGAUUACAAAAAUGAAGAUACCGUAGUGCUCCACAUUUUUUCGGAUGCUAGUAAAAGAGCCUAUGCCACAUGUGCAUUUUUAAGAGCUGAAACCAUCGAAGGUGUAAAAGCUCAGUUAGUAAGCGCGAGAAGUCGAACAGCCCCUAUUAAGGAACUUACGAUUCCAUGA